CCUUAUAGCCCUGCGAUGCGAACUUCACCUUUCAGCCGUUGACGCCACACCUACCUCUGCCUCCACCUCUACUUCCGGUGACGGUGGCCAAUGAUCUAGGUGUAGCGUCUCCGGCGGCCCUAUUUUUACAUACAAACACACGCACACAUAUAUAUACACAGAGAGAGAUAUUGGGAAACAGGGAAGAGGAAGUGUGAUAUUCAGUGAUGGGUCAGGGGCUUAGUUGCGGAGCGAGCCCGGAGCACGAGCUCUUCACCGCCGUGCAGUUCGGCGACUUGCACACCGUCGAGGCUCUGCUGGAGAGAGACCCAUCUCUCAUCCACCAGACCACUGUGUACGAUCGCCACUCUGCCCUUCACAUCGCCGCUGCCAAUGGCCGGAUCGAGAUUGUUUCCAUGCUUUUGGAUCGAUCUGUUAAGCCGGAUUUGUUGAAUCGGUGUAGACAGACUCCGCUUAUGAUGGCUGCGAUGCAUGGGAGGAUCUCUUGUGUGCAAAAGCUUAUUGAAGCCGGGGCAAAUAUUUUGAUGUUUGAUUCAAGCCAUGGGAGGACCUGUUUGCACUAUGCUGCUUAUUAUGGCCAUUCUGAUUGCCUACAGGCCAUUCUCUCUGCUUCCCGUUCUUCCCGUAUUGCUGCCUCUUGGGGUUAUGCCCGGUUUGUAAAUAUUAGAGAUGAUAAAGGAGCAACACCUUUGCACUUGGCGGCCCGACAAAGACGAUCGGAAUGUCUCCAUAUUCUCUUAGACAAUGGAGGUCUGGUCUGUGCUUCAACUGGUUGUUAUGGCUUCCCGGGAAGCACUCCUCUCCAUUUGGCCGCUAGAGGGGGUUCUCUUGAUUGCAUCCGUGAAUUGUUGGCUUGGGGCGCCGACCGACUCCAAAGAGAUGCAUCGGGGAGAAUACCGUACAUGGUUGCUCUAAAGCACAAGCAUGGAGCGUGUGCAGCCCUGCUGAAUCCUUCAUCGGCAGAGCCUCUUGUAUGGCCGUCACCUUUGAAGUUCAUCAGCGAGCUGAGUGCAGAAGCAAAAGCUCUUUUAGAACAGGCUCUGAUGGAGGCAAACAAGGAGAGGGAAAAGAAUAUUUUGAAGGGGACGGGUUACUCGCUUCCAUCUCCAUCACAUUCUGAUGCUGGAACUGAUGAUAAUAUUUCUGAGGUGAGCGACACAGAAUUAUGCUGCAUAUGCUUCGACCAAGUGUGCACAAUUGAAGUUCAAGGCUGCGGCCACCAGAUGUGUGCACAAUGCACGCUCGCGAUAUGUUGUCACAACAAGCCCAAUCCGACAGCAGCUUCCCAAACCGCACCAGUUUGCCCAUUUUGCCGGAGCAGCAUAUCCCGAUUGGCUGUCGUGCAAGUUAAGGCUGAAAACCUCAGUAGUAGUGACCACGACACCGCCCCCUCAAAGCUGAGGAGACUGAGGAAGUCGAGGAACUUGAGCGAGGGCAGCAGCAGCUUCAAAGGCUUGUCAGCCAUGGGUUCGUUUGGCAAAAUAAAUGGGCGUGGCUCGGGAAUGAUAACAGCCGAAAACGAGUGGGUUGACAAGCCUUGAUAUCCGGCAGAAAGUUUGGUUUCUAGAAAUUGAUUUGGCAGUGAAAGGAGGAGCCCCCCAUGGCCCGACCAUUCAGGGCCCCCAUUUAAUGGGUAUAUAUAUAUAUAUAGAGAGAGAGAGAGAGAGAGAGAGAGAUCAUCUGCAGUGUAAGAUUUGAGAAAUAAGCAAAAGUAUUGAAAUUUGCAGGUUUUGGUUGGUGAGCAUUGUUGUGUAGUGUGGGGUCAAUCGUCAAUAUAUUGUUGUAAGAUUGGUUUACUUCAGCUUGAAGAAGCAGUGGCCAGUGGGGGGGGUGCGUACUCCAAAGAAGAAAAGAAUUCUUUCUUGUUUCCUUUUGUAAGGUGAAAUUCAAACAUUCUUCAAAUGCCUAGUUGAUAAUCAUAAGUGAAAUUCAGCAUUCUGCAGUGCUGCUUUAUUAUCAUAA
Messenger RNA from Diospyros lotus (date-plum), 1962 nucleotides. RefSeq names its product putative E3 ubiquitin-protein ligase XBAT31. NCBI's taxonomy places the organism in Eukaryota, Viridiplantae, Streptophyta, Magnoliopsida, Ericales, Ebenaceae. The transcript is spliced from 8 exons. The record is from RefSeq and is a predicted model, not a curated record. Gene Ontology annotation, molecular function: protein binding. Bases 207 to 1541 code for a protein of 444 amino acids.